Molecule: messenger RNA, 1211 nt
Organism: Salmo salar (Atlantic salmon)
Lineage: Eukaryota; Metazoa; Chordata; Actinopteri; Salmoniformes; Salmonidae
Gene: marcksl1b
Product: MARCKS-like 1b
Biological process (GO): central nervous system development; actin filament organization
Cellular component (GO): plasma membrane; cytoplasm
Molecular function (GO): actin filament binding; calmodulin binding
Source: RefSeq, marked provisional
UAGAGAGAGGUUCAACUCCGGAUCAAACUAGCAAGGAAAAAAAAAAUCGAAUUUUACCAUUGGAUCCAUACCACUAACCAGGAGCUGGAUUAAAUUGAGACAACUUUUUUAUAUUUUUUAUAUAUAUAUAUAAUUCUCUUUGGAAAAACACCGAAUAACGAUGGGUUCCCAAGCGUCCAAGGGAGGGGUAGCUGUGGAGGCGAAUGCUGCCGAUGCCGCCACCGUUAAAACAAAUGGACAGGAGAAUGGCCAUGUCAAGUCCAAUGGUGACACCACAGACACGGCCACUCCAAAUGGUUCUGCCGACGCCAUAGAGCCUGAAGCGGGUGCUGGAGGGGACGCCAUCGAGCCAGCGCCCGCCGCCGACGGUGAGGUCGCCAAACCAGAAGGUGAGGCCGCUGCCAAGGAGACCUCCAAGAAGAAGAAGAAUUUCUUUCUGAAGAAAUCAUUCAACUUCAAACUGAAACUGAAGAAGACCAAGAAGGAGGAGGCCGCUUCCGCUGAGGAGAAACCAGCAGAGAACGGAGCCGCUGUGGCUACGGAGGAGAAGAAAGCAGAGGAGGGGAAGGAGGAGGUUGUGGCGGCGGCUGCUGCAGAAGCCCCUAAGGCCGAGGAGGUGCAGGCUAAAGCAGAGGAGGCACCUAAGGAGGAGGAGGUAAAGGAGGCUGCUGCACCUGCCCCAGAGCCCACCAAACCAACAGAGGAGACCAGCUCGACCCCCGAGGCAGCAGCCCCCUCCCAACAGAACACCGAGUGAUUGUACCUUUACCCACAACAAAGGACUGUGUGAACUGUUUUUCAAGAGAGAGAGAGAGAGGGAGAGAGAGAAAAUAGUUAUAAAUAUAUAUUUCUAUAUAUGUGUAUAUGUAUACAUAUGUAUGGAUAUAUAUAUAUGUAUAUGUAAAUAUAUACACGUUUAUGUGAGACUCCAUUGUGUCACUUUUGUCAUUGUAACAAGAUGACAGACUAGAUUCACUAGUUCACUUCCCUGGUUACGGCGAGACAGGGUCAACCUGUUUAGUAUUAUGUGCUGGUUGCUAUGGAACAAUGGGAUUUAUUGGACAACAAAGUGGAAGACACAGUUAUGGAUUGGGAGUCGAGUUGACCCGUCUUUUCCCCAAAACACCCGACUCAAAAAAAGAUGUGUUCGCGUGUAGUAAUGAACUGGACAGGACACCAACCCGACCACCACAUGAAAUGACUAUUAAUAC